AUGCCUUUCCAGGGGAACAGCCGGGAGCCGCACGAGGAUCAGCAGGCCACCUCUCUCCACCGUGACGCGCAAACCACUCUACAACGCAAGCCUGCGUGUGAGGCGGGGGAGGGACAGCAUGGGGCUGCCGCGGAGGCCGCGCAGCAGGAGGCCUCGUCAACAGCCACAGCCGAAACAGCGCCUGCUUUGUUGGAAGCGGUGACGACGUGGAGCACUUCAGAAAUGCCGCAGCAGACAUGGGCAGCUCAGGCUCACGAGGGAACGGAGGGCGAGGUGCCAGCGGACAGCACUUCUGUCCCGGAGGCGCAGGAGCAACCGGCACUGGGGCACCAUAGAAUGCACCAGCAGUGGGCCGAAGGCGGAGAGGCUGGGGGCGAUGGUGCCACACAUAGUGCAGGUAACACUACGGCUGAUGAUGAGGUUCUCGGCGGCAUGGCGGGUGCCUCGGUGGAGGAGGUGCGGCCCACAGAAGCGCCACCGCCUGAAGCGGAGGAGUCGACUGCAGAGGAGCACGCAAGUGCGGCGGAGCCUGCCACGUACGCGGCGACUGCGGAGGUGUCCGAGACGGGAUGUGCUGCAGCGCCGCGCACCGAUGACUCUCCGUCUCACGUCGUGAAAGUGGCGGCCGUUGUCACCGAGCAGGCACUUGACGAGCGGCGCGCGAACGGCGAUGGCCAAGGCGGCAGUGAUGUGCCGAUGACCUCUGAAGAAAACGGUGAAGCUGCAGCCUAUGCGCAGCCGACAGACGGCCAGGCCGAACGCGGCGACGCCAAUCCUGAAGCAGAUGUCGACACCAUCAGUCAUGAGGAGCGGGCGAUGGAGUCGGAGGAGGCGGUCACCUCGUUUUGGGAGGGGCCAGAUGACAUUGCGGCUGCUACGGCUGAGAUUGCCUUCAAGGGGGAGGCAGACGGCGCUGUCAGGGGGGCUGCCGUUGAUCUGGACGAGGUCGAUGAUGAUGGGCUGGAAAAGGAUGGGGAGCAGCUUUCGUCCUCUUCAACAGCCUCUGCCACGAUCAGCGCGCCCAGUAGCAGCACCGCCACGCAGUAUCAUCGCUACGAACACGAUGUGCUGCACCCUCCAUCCCCACCCCCGUCGCGACUGGCGCUGUCCUACCUCUACUACCACGCGCUGGAGGCGCUCUACGUGGACGAGAACGUCACACUUUUCGUGCAGCGCGCCCGUGAUGUGGCGCCGUACGGACAUGCCCGGCUGAACUGGCUUCUCGGCGUGCUGCACGCCUACGGCAUCGGCGUCCCUCGCAGCGAGCGAGACGCGCUCAUGUACUACUCCUUUGCCGCCAUGGAGGCUGUCCCUGAGGCACACAUGGCGCUCGGGUACCGCUACAAGCUCGGCCUCGGUGUCGUGGCGAGCUGCGAGAGCGCGCUGGCACACUACCGCGAGGCGGCGGACGCGGUGGCGAUGACGUACGAUGGAACUGCCGCUGCCUCGGGCGGUGGUGCGGAACCGAUGACCGCUGGCGCGAAGACGGUUGGCAGCGGCAAGGGUGGCCGCAGCGGGUCGAUGUCCUUUUUCGCCUACCGCGACGACGCCGCCGUGUCUGACGUGCGCAAGCAGCGCCGGCUGGAUCUGAUCAGCCUCAAGUAUCAGGCUGACAUUGGCAACGUGGAUGCGCUGCUCACACUAGGGUACUUGCUCCUCAAGGGUGACUAUCAGGUGGUGCGCGAUGGCCGUCGCGCCGCCGCCUACUUUCAGACCGCCGCUGGAAAGGGUAGCGCACGAGCUCAUGGAGCGCUGGGCCAGCUGUACAUGGCCGGCGACCCGUCCAUCAGCCCACCGCUGCUGCCUGACCUUCGGCGGGCCCUCCACCACUUCCGCCUUGGCGCUCUGCAGAACGAUGCGCUGUCCCUGAAUGGGAUGGGCUUCCUCCACGCUGUAGGGUAUCUCUAUCAAGACAAGCAGUACAGCGCGACCGGCGCCGACAACAACGGCGAGGCUGCGGCGCCGCCGUCGAACGGGCCGCCGGACUUCUCGACGGCGGCGCAGUACUUCUAUCGCAGCCACUGCGCUGAAGGGCUGUACAACCUCGCGGUCCUUUUCCUGCACGGUCGUGGAGUGGCACUAGACAAGAAACAGGCGCGUCGUCUCUUCGAAAGGGCGGCGAAACAAGGUAGCGUGCUCGCGCAGUGGCAGCUAGCGAACAUGCUGAGCGAGGCCACCGAGGAUGGUGGCGCCUUGCCGGCGGCAGAGUGCGAGCGGGCACUGGCGCUGUACCAGCGCACCGCGUCCUUUGGCACUUGGCAGCACCGCGCGCCAGGCAACCGCCACUGGGGUGGUGGCGCCGGCGUCGGCGCUGACAAUGCAGAUCUGCAGCGACAACCGCAGCGUCAUGGCCAGGUGAAAGGGAAGAUGGGUGGCGACGGAGGCCGCGACGCACGGCUGUCGAAGGAGACGAGAUCCAGGCGCGUGCCAUCGCAUAAUGGCAGCGGGAGCGAGGACGAUGGCGACGGUGCCAACGAAGACGAUGCUGCGGACCGUCUUGACGGCUUUGUGCGGCCGCGAUCGGAGGCUGAGUAUCAAGUGUUGCUCUCCGGCCUUCUUGACCGCCUGCACGCUGUGGAGGAGUCGCUGGUGUCGUCCGACGAGGAUGAAGGCCCGACCACUACGUCAUUGGCUUCCUUCGUCGAGCUGCUCAGCCUGGCCGAGACCGGCGACGCGGCCGCUUCCUGGUCGGCCGUCCAGUACGUGGACGACUACCUUGAGGUGGCGGACACACCACUGCCAGAUGGUAGGCACGCCAGUAAGAGCGGUGCGGUUCCUCUUCUCUGGCCUUUGACCUCUGCUCCAGGAGGGACGUCGCAGUACCUCUCCGGCGAGGCGGCCGCCAGUGAGCUGCUCUACCAUCUGCUGCAGCGCACUGUGCUGCAUCACACACACACACAUACCACUCUCGGGGCUGCGUAUCUGCGCCUUGGCAACUUCUACUACUAUGGCGAGUCCCCACAGUACGGGGUGGACAUGGAGCGUGCACUGGCGUACUACCGCAUCGCUGGUGAUCACCAUCACAACGCGCAGGCACUCUUCAAUGUAGGCUUCAUGUAUCAACUGGGUCUGCACAAGGCCUCUCGCGCGACGCGGGUGGUGCAGGGCAUGUCUGCGCAGGAGGUGAUGGAGCGUCCUGAAGUGCUGCGGCACUACACCAGCGCUCCGGUAGGGGCCGAGUGGAAGGUCCAUUCGAACCCGCCCGAGUAUCUGCGGGCAUCGCCGGCCUUCCACCUUGCUCUCAAGGCCGCCGCAAACGCGUGGAACCGCGCCAGUGCGGACCCGAUGGCGCGCGGCGUCGACGUGUACCUCGCGUGGAAGUACUACACGGCUUCGCUUAGGCAAGAGGAGCGGGGCUCGAUGGCGGUGCACUUUGCCUUGGCGGUGCUCAACGUGCAGUGGUCUCUGCGACACUUCGGCAUUUUUCGGCUGCUGCCGCAGUUGGAGUCGUCCGCGUCGCCCGCGGUUUCACCCUCGGCCUCUGCCCACUCAGCAUCCUCCAUGGCGGAGGCAGGGGCUGAUGAGGUUGACGUCACACUAUGGACUGGUGCGGAGGGCACGCAUCAGGUGCAUCAGGACAAGCGCGACGUCCUUCACGGGCUACUGAGCACACUGACCACCACGCUUCAAGCGGUGUGGAACCACCUCAUGGAGAACGCCGUGGAUGCUUUGGGGACGGUGCUCGCAUGGUACAAGCCGUUGGAGGACGCGGUGCUGUACGGCGCCAUUUCCGUGGCUGUCGUCGGGCUUCUUGUUCGACAUCACGUGGCAUAG
This is a messenger RNA of Leishmania major strain Friedlin, 3774 nucleotides long. RefSeq lists its product as hypothetical. The record is from RefSeq and is a predicted model, not a curated record. Gene Ontology annotation, molecular function: protein binding. The transcript has a single exon. Gene Ontology annotation, cellular component: endoplasmic reticulum membrane. Lineage: Eukaryota; Euglenozoa; Kinetoplastea; Trypanosomatida; Trypanosomatidae. Bases 1 to 3774 code for a protein of 1257 amino acids. Gene Ontology annotation, biological process: ERAD pathway.